AUGGUAGUGAGGGCAUUUGAUGGAACUCGUAGAGAAAUUAUGGGAGAAAUUGAGAUACCCUUAGAGGUUGCAAAUGUAACUUUUAAUGUGCCGUUCGUGGUUAUGGAUAUCUCACCCACUUAUAGUUGCCUGUUAGGAAGACCUUGGAUUCACACUGUGCGAGCCAUUCCAUCAUUGUUGCACCAGAUGCUCAAUUUGUCCAAUAGUUCUCCUAUUGAUGCUCCGAUGGAGGGGAUUGAAAGUUCAUUUCAAUCUUUUGAAAUUGCUAACGCUAGCUAUGUGAAGGAAGGGCGUUCUCCCCUGAAGCCGUAG
Tripterygium wilfordii is the source of this 312-nucleotide messenger RNA. RefSeq lists its product as uncharacterized. The transcript has 2 exons. The record is from RefSeq and is a predicted model, not a curated record. The coding region runs from base 1 to 312 and encodes 103 amino acids. NCBI's taxonomy places the organism in Eukaryota, Viridiplantae, Streptophyta, Magnoliopsida, Celastrales, Celastraceae.